Lucilia cuprina (Australian sheep blowfly) is the source of this 697-nucleotide messenger RNA. RefSeq lists its product as uncharacterized. Lineage: Eukaryota; Metazoa; Arthropoda; Insecta; Diptera; Calliphoridae. Bases 118 to 642 code for a protein of 174 amino acids. The record is from RefSeq and is a predicted model, not a curated record. The transcript has 3 exons.
CUAAUUCCCUUAAAAAUUCAGAUUUCUUUUGACUAUAAAUACUUUUAGUAAAUUCCAAGAACAGUAUAGUUUUGUAUAAACUUUCUUUUAAUCAAAAAACAACCACCAGAGAAAAAAAUGGAAUUUUUUAAAUUUAUUUCCAUUAUAGCCAUUGUUAUGGCAGUUAGUGCCAAAGCCAAUUAUAAUUAUGACACCAAAUAUAUUAAGGAUAUCAAUGAUGUGGUGUUGGUGCAAAAGUCCAGUACUUGUGUAAUUCUGGUGGUUGAUGAUAAAAUCAAAUUUGUUUCAACAGAAGGUGAUGCUCCCAAGGAACUGGCCAAAUGUCGCAAUUCUAUUAAGGGUAAAAAUUUGGAAAUUGUUAAGGCCACAUUUGAACCCCUUUCCACCACUGAUGUUGUAGAGAAAUUAGCUAAAAUUGGCAAAAAACGUGAUACUUUCUUGGUCUAUUUCAAUGCCGUUAGUAAGAGUUCUCUUAAGGGUUCCGUUACUGUUGCAACAAAGAGACCUGUCGGUCUUUUGGGUAAUUUAUUGUCUUCUUUGGGCGUUGAUGUUCAAGAAAAAGGUUUAGUUCCAAUUGUUUUAUCUCUACUGGGCAUUGGCACCAGUGUUACCGAUGUUAAAACUAUCGAAUUUCAACAAUAAUUAACAUUUUUUUAAUGAUUCCUUUUUAAUAGUAAAAAAAUUGCAUUAAUCAAAA